This is a messenger RNA of Closterium sp. Naga37s-1, 3024 nucleotides long. The record is from the annotation of a GenBank genome assembly. NCBI's taxonomy places the organism in Eukaryota, Viridiplantae, Streptophyta, Zygnematophyceae, Desmidiales, Closteriaceae.
AUGUGUUCCCCGCUUCGGCUAUUACAAGAGCAGCCAGCACCGCUCGCCAUGGCAUGGCAGGAGGCGUACGGCCUGACUCCUGACGCCAUAAGCCCGCCGGCACAGGUGGUGCUGCCGCCCUCCGUGUCGGCCGCGCCCCACCUGCAGGACUGCAGCGCGCGCACGGCGGCGCGGGAAGCGGCGGAGAGCAGGGGGCGAAGGGGGGAGGAGCCGCAGUGGGCGAGAGGGGGCGAGUGCUGCGAGUGUGGCCCGCAGCCCCCGUGGGUGACAGGCUCAGAUGCAGCGAACCUAGCACUGACGCGCGUGGCGCAGCGGGACCUGUGGCGCUCGCAGUUCCCAGCCACGUGUGAGGGGCGGCGCCUGCUGGUGGUGGAGUGGGCGUGUCCGUACCACGGCACGGGGUCCAUGGUGCACGUGCUCAGUGCGCACAUGAGCAUGGCCCUGCGCUCCAACCGCACGCUUGUGGUUAGGGACAAGUCGUUUCACCGCGCGAAUAACGAGGCGUGCAAGGCCCUGGGGCAGGAGGGCGAGUGGGAGUGCUACUUCUUCCCCAUCGCCUCACCGGACUGUCGCCGCAUCGCCAUGGCAGCACUAGAGGCGCCCUCACCCUCACCAGCUGUGCCGUGGCUGUCGUCCAUGGCGCCUGACUGGGAGGCGCUGCUGCUGUCCGACACACCUGUGCUGGCGUGCAACGACACCGGCUUCCAUGCCGAUGUGCUCGCUAAUAAGUUGUGGGGUCCGCCAGCGUUUGAGCGGCCAGUGACGUUAGAGGAGGUCAACCACACACAAGUGCCAGACAACGACAGAAACUGGGACCUGUUGUUUCUGCAGGAAUUCCGGUGGUGGCGGGCGCAGGUGACGCGCUUCCUCUUCCGCUGGCCCUCGGCACACCUCUGCCACUUCAUCAACCGCGCGCGCCACGACGCAUACGGCCUCUCCGUGGCCCAGCAACUCGCAGCAGCCACCGCCCAGCAGAGCACCAUCCUUCUUGCCUCCCCCCCUGGCAGUGGAGGGAGUGGUGGUGCUGUGGGGGAGGGGGUGAGUGAGGGCGAGCGGCAGUAUUUGGCAUCGUUGCACAGCGCAGUACACGGGGAGCCGUUCAUACCCCGUCCCUACCUGAGUGUGCAUGUGCGGCUGAGCGACAAGGGCUCUGAGAUGGCGCUGCGCUUCUUCCCCUCCUUCCUCUUCUUCGCCUACAAGAUCCGCGCCCACGUGCCCAACCUGCAGCAUGUCUGGCUCUCCACUGAGAUGCAGUUCGUAAUAGACGAGGCCGCCCAGUACCCUGACUGGACGUUUCUCUUCACCAACAGCAGCCGCGUGCGAGACGCACAGGAGAUGGCGGACCAGGUGCAGUUCAACCGCCAGCCCCACAUGCCCUUCAUCUUCGCCAACCUCGUUAUAAGCUCGCAGGCGGAUUACUUUGUGGGCGCGCACGCGUCCAACUGGAACCAGCUUAUUAAUGAGUUGAGACAGACGGGCGGGCGCUUGCAUGCAGGGUAUCUUGCGCUGAAUGACGCAUGCCUCUACCUCCACCCCGCCAUCCUUUCUUUCCCACCGCGCCGUCCUCUCUCCCUUCCACCCGCCGUCGCCUCUCCUUCCUACCCGCCGUCGCCUCUCCCUCCUCCUCGCCGUCGCCUCUCCCUCCUCCUCGCCGUCGCCUCUCCCUCCUCCCCUCCGUCGCCUCUCCCUCCUCCCCGCCGUCGCCUUUCCCUCCUCCCCGCCGUCGCGUAUCCCUCCUCCCCGCCGUCGCGUAUCCCUCCUCCCCGCCGUCGCCUCUCCCUCCUCCCCGCCGUCGCCUCUCCCUCCUCCCCGCCGUCGCGUUUCCCUCCUCCCCGCCGUCGCCUCUCCCUCCUCCCCGCCGUCGCGUUUCCCUCCUCCCCGCCGUCGCCUCUCCCUCCUCCCCGCCUUCGCCUCUCCCUCCUCCCCGCCGCCGCCUCUCCCUCCUCCCCGCCGCCGCCUCUCCCUCCUCCCCGCCGUCGCGUUUCCCUCCUCCCCGCCGCCGCCUCUCCCUCCUCCCCGCCGUCGCGUUUCCCUCCUCCCCGCCGUCGCCUCUCCCUCCUCCCCGCCGUCGCGUUUCCCUCCUCCCCGCCGUCGCCUCUCCCUCCUCCCCGCCUUCGCCUCUCCCUCCUCCCCGCCGCCGCCUCUCCCUCCUCCCCGCCGCCGCCUCUCCCUCCUCCCCGCCGUCGCGUUUCCCUCCUCCCCGCCGCCGCCUCUCCCUCCUCCCCGCCGUCGCGUUUCCCUCCUCCCCGCCGUCGCCUCUCCCUCCUCCCCGCCGUCGCCUCUCCCUCCUCCCCGCCGCCUCCUCUCCCUCCUCCCCGCCGCCGCCUCUCCCUCCUCCCCGCCGCCGCCUCUCCCUCCUCCCCGCCGUCGCCUCUCAAACCUCCUCGCCAUCGCCUCUCCUUCCCUCCCCGCCGUCGCCUCUCCUUCCCUCCCCGCCGUCGCCUCCGGCGACAGGUGCACGAGCGCAAGCGAGACUUGGUAUUGGUCUCCUCUCGCAUUGCACUUUCAUUUGAAGAAGGGGAGAGACGGAGCGCGAGGGAGAGCGUGUACACGGGAGCGAACACGCAGGAAAGCGCGCGUGAGAGUGCGCGUGAGAGAGCGCACGAGAGAGCGCACGAGAGAGCGCACGAGAGAGCGCACGAGAGAGCGCACGAGAGAGCGCACGAGAGAGCGCACGAGAGAGCGCACGAGAGAGCGCACGAGAGAGCGCACGAGAGAGCGCACGCGAGAGCGCACGAGAGAGCACGUGAGGGAGCGCGUGAGAGAGCGCGUGCGAGUGAGAGUGCUCCUGAGAGUGCGCGUGAUAGAGCGCGUGAGAGAGCUCAUGCGCGUAAGGGAGCGCGUGCGCGUGAGAGAGCGCGUGCGCGUGAGAGUGCGCGUGCGCGUAAGAGAGCUCGUGAGAGUGCGCGUGAGAGAGCGCGUGAGAGUGCGGAUGAGAGUGCGCGUGAGGGAGCGAAUGAGAGUGCGAGUGAGAGUGCACGUGAGAGUGCACGUGAGAGUGCAAGUGAGAGUGCGCUUGAGUGA